Molecule: messenger RNA, 1095 nt
Organism: Saitoella complicata NRRL Y-17804
Lineage: Eukaryota; Fungi; Ascomycota; Saitoellomycetes; Saitoellales; Saitoellaceae
Product: Oxysterol-binding protein
Exons: 3
Coding region: 1-1095 (364 amino acids)
Biological process (GO): maintenance of cell polarity; endocytosis; piecemeal microautophagy of the nucleus
Cellular component (GO): cytosol; intracellular membrane-bounded organelle; membrane
Molecular function (GO): oxysterol binding
Source: RefSeq, a predicted model, not a curated record
AUGACCUUCUCCGGUGACCUCUCCUCCAUGACAGCACCAUCCUUCAUCCUCUCGUCCACCUCCCUCAUCGAGUACUGCUCCUACUGGGGCGAGCACCCCGACCUCUUCGCCCAAAUCGCAAAAGAGACCGAUGUUGAGAAGAGGUGUUUGGCGGUUCUGAGGUGGUAUAUCUCGACUUUGAAGGGAAUGUUCGCUGCUAGGAACGAGAACUUGGGAAGUGAGAAGAAGCCGUUUAAUCCUAUCCUUGGUGAGCAGUUCAAGGGAGAAUGGAAUACUGGUGGUGAUGUCGGUACAACCAAACUCGUCGCUGAGCAAGUCUCGCACCACCCUCCAGUCUUCGCAUACCGCAUGUACAACCCCACGCACAAGAUCUCCUUUGAGGGUUACGGUCAACAGAAAACCGGAUUCUCGGGACGCACGAUGACGGUUAAGCAGCUCGGACACGCUAUGCUUCACCUCACCCUUCCUGAUGGUACGGAGGAGCACUACUUGGUCACGCUGCCUGGUUUGAUUUUGGAGGGAUUGCUUAUGGGAAGUCCGUAUGUUGAGUUGACGGGUACGAGUUACAUUGUUGGAAGCAACGGAUACGUUAGCGCGAUUGAUUACUCCGGAAAGGGAUGGAUCAGUGGAAAGAAGAACUCUCUGAAGGCAACAUUGACCGCACCGGGACAGAAGAAGCCUUCGUACACCGUCUCUGGCUCUUGGUCAAAACAAUCUACCCUCCGCAACGAAUCCAACAAGGUCGAGCAACCCUUCUGGGACGCAACCUCGCCCACACGCCACCCCAUCUCCGUCCCCGAACCCACCGCCUCAGGCCCCUACGAAUCCCGCCGCGUCUGGCAAUCCGUCGCAGCCGCCCUCAACGCCGGCGACUUCGACGCUGCUGCCAGGGAGAAGUCAAAGUUGGAGCAGGCACAGAGAGAUAAGAGAAAGCAGGAAGCAGAGCAAGGAAAGGGAUGGGAACAGGCUUUCUUCAACUGGGAUCCUAGGGAUGGAUGGUAUGAGCAGUUGCUUAAUCUGCUUGGGAAGGAUGCGAAGGGAAUGCCUGCGCAGGAAGGAUUCUGGAAGUGGAAGCCGGAGGCGUUUGAGCAGUAG